UACACACCACAACAGAUUUUCAAUGUGGAUGAAACUGGCCUCUACUGGAAAAAGAUGCCUGACCGAACCUACAUCAGUAAGGAGGAAAAGACGAUGCCUGGCUUCAAAGCUGCAAAGGACAGACUGACGCUACUGCUUGGGGUAAUGCUAGUGGUGAUUUAAAAUUAAAGCCCCUACUGGUGUACACCUCGGAAAACCCACGAGCCCUGAAAAACAUUGCCAAGGCGUCUCUUCCAGUUGUGUGGAAGAGUAACUCUAAAGCUUGGGUCACACAGGCGAUUUUUCAGGAGUGGUUUUAUAAUCAAUUUAUCCCUGAGGUGGAGAAGUAUUGUCGGAGCAACUCCAUUCCAUUCAACGUCCUCCUGGUGCUGGAUAACGCCCCUGGCCACCCACCUUACCUAGAUGACUUUCACCCUAAUGUCAAGGUUGUCUACCUGCCACCCAACACAACCUCCAUUAUACAACCUAUGGACCAGGGAGUCAUCGCAACGUUCAAAAAAUACUAUCUAAGGCGCACUUUCCGCCAGGCACUGAAGGCAACAGAUGAGAAUGAUAUGACUCUGAGCGAAUUUUGGAAGUCAUAUAACAUCUACAAUGCCAUAAAAAACAUUAAUACCUCCUGGUGGGAAAUUACAACCACCUUUAUGAAUGCCGUAUGGAAAAAGCUCUGCCCUCAGGUUGUUUAUGAUUUCACUGGGUUUGAAAAUAUUCAGGAGGAGGUUGUUGACAAUUUAAUGUCCAUGAGUGAGAAACUGGAGCUAGAGCUGGAGGAGCAGGACUUCACAGAGUUCUUUGAUGACCAUGACAAGGAGCUAUCUAAUGAUGAACUACGAGAAUUGGAGAAGCAGAGGAAGGAGGCAGAAGAGGCAGAGGAGGAAGAAGUGGAAAUGCCACCAAAACAUUUCCAAACUAAAAAGAUGGCAGAAGCUUUUGCAUCCAUAGAGGCAGCCUUGGCAAAUUUUGAAGAACAGGACCCAAAUGAAGAACGACAUGCCAAGGUGUCAGCAGCUGUUCAUGAUGCACUGAAAUGCUACCGCGUCAUAUACGAGGAAAAAAAGAAGGCUGUGAGCCAGUCGUCGCUUCAUCGGUUCUUCAAACGGGUAGAUAAACGUGAGGCAACAGUACCAUCCACUCCUCAGUCAGUGCCAUCUACCCAUGAGCCAGUGCCAUCUUCAUCCUCUACCCACACGCCUGACGCUGACAGCGAUGCUGACGACCCCUCCACCAUCUCGUCACCCCGUUCCUCGCCCGCCACUUCCCCCAACAAAUCCAAGUGAACAAGUAUGGUAUGGUGUCAUCCCCCAGUCUAACGGAUAGGCUUCGUGUUGUGUGACGGCCCUGGUUGUGUUUUCCUGCCCAGCUGACCACACGCCAUCUUAUCGAUCGGUUCGCCAGCCAGUCACCACUACAAUAUAUUUUCUUUUAAAUAAAGUAUGUUUCUACAUUAAAGUUGUAUGAAUCACCAUCAAAUAAUAUUAAAAGCAUUACAUAUUACAGGUACUGUAUAAGGUAUGUCGUACUUAUUGGGAUUUAUGUACAGGUAUUCUUAAUGUAAACAAAACUUUAAAACAAUGGGAAAAAAGGCAAUGGAGACCCGACUUUGGAUAUACGAACAAAUGGAGUUACGAACGGCCUCUCGGU
Molecule: messenger RNA, 1641 nt
Organism: Portunus trituberculatus (swimming crab)
Lineage: Eukaryota; Metazoa; Arthropoda; Malacostraca; Decapoda; Portunidae
Product: tigger transposable element-derived protein 1-like
Exons: 2
Coding region: 468-1277 (269 amino acids)
Molecular function (GO): nucleic acid binding
Source: RefSeq, a predicted model, not a curated record